CAAGAACGCCAUUUUGCAAAGGCCGCGCGUACACUUCAUGUUUGCGAGUGGAAAACUUGCUGCCGCAGUGUGAAAAUUACCGACACACCAGCCCCGUAUUCAAUCGGCCAAGGAUGUGCUUUUCCUAGGCGUGUAGGUGGGUGCUUCCAGUGCACAGAUAUCGGUCCGCGCUUCACCGCAACCGAACGGCGAUUGGUCUGCGGACCGCCCUUGCUGGUGUCGAACGUUUUGCCGGGGCCGACGAAAAAUAGUGUCGGGGGGUGACGAAAAAAGUGGUGAAAAUUCGGACGAUUCUGGUGCUCUGGUGCGUACGUGUGUUUUUCACUUUUUGUCCGGUGUCCGGCCGAUCCGGGCAACAACUCAUUGGGGAAAAGUUGCGGGACCGUGGUGUAUUUUGUGUUCGGUUGAGUGAGCUGAAACGAACGGCCGCAGGAUGAUGUUCACUGGUACGAAUCAGCAGCAGGAUUCGCGGUUCUCCGACAAGGAGAAGAAGCUGCUGAAACAGAUGAAGUUCAGUGAUAAUCUCAACAAACGGGUCGAUAUGUCGAAGGUAAAGCUGGACGUGUUGCGCCCGUGGAUCAGCCAGAAGAUUACCGACAUGCUCAACAUCGACGACGACGUGAUCGUGGAGUUUGUGUACAACCAGCUCGAGGAGGAAAAGUUCCCCUGUCCGAAAAAGAUGCAAAUCAAUCUGACCGGCUUUCUGAACGGUAAAAACGCGCGCCUCUUUAUGGAAGAUCUGUGGACGCUGCUGCUAUCGGCACAGGACUCCGAAACCGGCAUACCGGAAGAGUUCAUACAGGCGAAGAAGGAGGAAAUUUUAAAACGCGAAGAGGAAGCACGGCUUCAGGAGGACGGUGGCCGCGGGCACCGGUCGCGAAGCCAACCCCGCGACAAAGAGGACGGUGGUGUCAAGGCAAAGCCGAACAAAAGUGCUCCGCGCCAAAUGUACAAACCCGAACCGGAGGACUACAUCGAUGAGGAGGAAAAAAUGAUCGAAGAGUUUGUAGAGGCCGAAGUUCCGAAGGAAUCGAAAAAGGUAGUGCCGGCGCCGGUUCUGCCGGUCGCAACCGCAACGCCCGAGGAACUGGCAAACGCUGAAAGUAAGCAGGCGGAAGUGGCGGACAAGGGCUCGAAGGAUCAUUCUUCGACGCGCCGUAAAUCGACGGAACGGGCCAAAUCCGGUGAACGGAAUAGUGAUUCGAGAGCGCGUAGAAAAUCGCGCGACCGUUCACGAUCACGCACCGACCGGAGGGCAUCGUCUCGCGAUCGAAGAGGAUCUUCCCGCGAAAGGCGAUCCUCUAGGGAUCGUAGACGGUCCCGCUCUCCGCGGCGAUCGUCGGAUCGUUCGCGCAAACGCGGCAGCAGCCGAUCUCCGAGGGACAAGCGUACAAACGAUCGCGACCGAAGGCGUUCGCGGAGUAGCUCUCUGUCGAGGAAGGAAAGCAAGAACAGUAAUGGUAACGCUGCCGCCCUGUCGAAGGUCCAGUCGAAGUUGAUGAACAUGGCGGAGGGAAAGAAGCUGGCAGCGAACAAAAAAAGUCCCAGCCGCUCGUCAGCAGAUUCACGUUCCCGUAGCAGGUCGGGGUCUGCAACGAAAGAGAGUGCCCGCAAGAAGAGUGCUAGUCGUUCUCGAUCCCCAUCGAAAUCAAGAUCGAGAAAAGCGAUAAAGGGUAACCGUAGCUCCCGAUCUCACAGCUCGAAUUCAAACUCAUCCGGUUCGUCGUCGUCCAGCGCAAGCGAAAGCGAGAAGAAAACCAAAGGCCCGGGAGGUUCGUCAGGUGUGACCGGCAAAAAGCGCAACGGACGCAACAGUCGCAGCCGUAGCCGAAGCCACAGCCGCAAUCGGCGCGACACAUCGAGAAGCCGUUCGGGCAGCAGCCGGUCAUCGUCGUCGCGCGGCCGCAAGAAGGAUGAUUUCGAGAUUCAGAAGAAGGAAAACAGUAUCCAAAAGAAGCGCCACUAUCGCUCGAACAAAGAUUCGUCCGAUUCGGAAGCGGGUGACGGUGGCCGUAACUCGACGGCCAAAGGUUCCGCUGCGUCCCGCCGCCGUCCCGGUGAUGGUAAUGGGGGCGGUGGUAGGUUCGGUGGUCGGGACAACACCAGGAACCGGGAUCGACGAUCGCUGUCGCGUGGUCGCGGUCGGGAUGAUGGGCCCGGGCGUGGACGGGGUGGUGGUGGUGGUCGUUCAAGAUCUCGGUCGAGGAAUCGAUCCCGUUCGCGGUCACGCAACCGAUCGCGAUCGCCCAGGAGACGGUCCCGAUCGCCCGGUGGACGGCAAGGUGGGCGUGGAAAUGUUCGUGAUAGCAAUUAUGGACGUCGCCGUUCUCCACCCAUAUCACGGCAGGGUGGCCCCGGCGGCCGAGCUUCAGAAAGAGACAUUCGCGACCGAGAGCGGGGUGACCGGGACCGUGAGCGUGAACGAGAGCAGCGAGACCGUGACCGUGAUCGCAAUCAGCAGCAGCAGCAGCAGCAGCAGCGUUACUCGGGAGGUAAUGGGCCACCACGCCGCGGUUCAUCCCGCGAGCGGGACCGUGAGCGUGAGCGAGGCGCUGCCUCGUCCGCACACACCGGGACCAACAAUAACAAUUCUCACAAAUGGCGUCGUUCGGACGAGCCACAGCGGGGUGAACCACAACGACAGCAACGGCAGGAGAUGGGUCCGCCGGCCUCGAACCGGUACGACGAUCGCGAACGAAACAGCCACCGGGAUUCGUCCGGUGGCGGUAAUCGGACGACUGGUGGUCGGCGUAGCAAUAGCACGGAACCGCAAGAUCGGUUCAAAGGCAACCAGGGCGGUCCGGCACGGGGUGGCAAUAGGAAAGCUUCACAGAGUCCUGCCGAAUCCACCGGCAGCCGCCGAUCGGCAACGAAAGGAGAUUCUACCGAACGUUUCGACGAUGGUGGUGUGCAAUCGGAACGUCAUCGUAAUUCCUCCGAAGGUGCACGACCGGACAAAGCAUCGGUCAGAGAAGAUAGCUCCGAAAGGGAAGAAAAAAUGCGAGCGAGCAACCCGUCUGUCGGGGCUCGCAAACAGACGCAAGAGCCAGCAGCGGUUAAUACUGCUGCCCCAGCGAGCACAGCACGCCGGUCCAACGAUGCUCAGAUUGUAAGGGAAGCAAGUAAAGCACAGGACGAAAGUAGAAAGCCAGCAAAGUCGGCCUCGUCCCAGGCCAACAGCGCACGGUCCGAUCGGGGCUACAGAAGCAGUCUGUCGAGAACUCCAUCGCCCUUCCUGAAGCCACACGAACUCGAAGCAGCAGCGGCAGCGGCAGCUCACCCGAAUGCUGCCCCGGGUGCCAAUUCUGCCGCAUCCUCCACAGCCGUUUCAUUCGACCAGAAAAAGCAGCAGCAGCAGCAGCAAAAGUUAGUCAACAAGUCCAGCCGGCAAAAGAAGCAGCAUCAGCGUGCAAGCUCCGACAGCGAUGACGACGACAGUUCCGGCAGUGACAGUGAUGAUUCGCGAGAGGAAAAGCAAUCGAAAAAGGCCACCGUGUUCAGCAGGCGCGGUGAAGUGAAUGAGGAUAAGGAGGAGAAUGAUAAAAAAGCUUCGAUGGCGACGGGUCACAAAAAGCGAAAGCAGAAGCGAAAGCCGGAAUCUAAAAAGCGAAGCAAACAACAGCACCAUCGUCGCUCCUCUUCGUCCUCUUCCUCAUCGAGCAGUGGGGACGAUGAGGAGGAGGAGGAGGAGGACGACGACGACGACGAGCGGGUAGCCGCCGCCGGAGACGAUCCAUCGUCCGGGGAGGAACGUAAAUCUCGCGCCAAGGAUCGUCGGGAACCAAAGAAAGUGUCUGGUGGUUCGGGUAAGGGAGCGAUAAAUGCUGCGGCCCCCCCAGCACCAGCCUUGGAUCACGAUCGCCAGCGUAAGCAGCAGGGACACGCGAAGGAAGGUGACAGCCGGAAGGCGCACCGUGACAGUACGUCCUCGGUCGAACAGCAGCAGCACGGAGGUGGUAAGAAACGAAAGCAUUCCACUUCCGAAAGCAAUUCCCGGGCACCGUUGCAACAGCCGGAAGAGGCCACCGCGUCGAAGCUUUCGAAAACGCUCAGCAGCACCAACAAUAGCAACAGCGUGUCCUCGUCGAAGGGCAAACACGCCGCCAAGGUGGCCGAACCACCGAAUCGUUCGUCCUCGUCGAGCGACGAUUCGGACGAUGAUCGGCAGCGAAAGAAACGCCGCAAGGAGAAGAAACGCGCGCGGAACGUUUCGCCCGACGAGGCGAGCGCUUCAUCCGGCAGCAAGCGCAGCAAGAAACACAAGAAGCACCGGAAACACGCCAAGAAGCACAAGAAACACAAGAAGCAUAAGAAGAGCGGCAAGGCUAGCGGCAAGUAUCAUCGGAACAGCUCGUCCUCCUCGUCGGAUGAGGAGGAAGGUGGGCCGGCGGUAGUGCGGUCGAAAAAGAGCAUCCUAGCGAUCGGUGGUGCCGGUACGGUGAUCAACGAUGAUCUGGAGAAGCAGCUGCGCGAACGGGCCCUCAAGUCGAUGAAAAAGCAGCAAAGCAUCUCGGACUGAAGGAUCUGCGGCGCCCGCCGAACCGGGACGGCCACGAACGAUCCGUCGGUUGAUGAUGAUUGUAUAGAUAGGCAUUAUAUAUAGGGUCGAUCCGCAGGACAGGGCCAGAGAAAGGAAUUGGUUCGGAGAGCGCACGCGAGAGAGAGAGAGAGAGAGAGAGAGAGAGAGAGAGAGAGAGAGAUUUCAAACAUCAGCAACGUAUGGUUGGAUCAAAGCAAGCACGUCAUGGCAUGCUUUUCCUACAUCCAUCCCACGAUUUAUAGGGGCGGAAUCAUAGAGCAAGGAAGCUGAAGAUGAUGAUGAUGGUACGAUUGAACCAAUCGUAUCGAUUAACUCCUGCUACAUUACUACGUAGAUUAAAAUAGGCGAUUUUAAGGGGGGUGUGUGAAUCUGUUUGCGUUUGUGUGUGUGUGUGUGUGUGUGUGGAGUAGCACUUUUCACGGAUAACAAAACAACACACCCAAAUUCUAGAUUCACUUAAUGAUAAGGAAGUGCGAGAGGGGAAUGAUGAAAGGGGCUAGGGGGAGGGCGCAUGAGAGGGAGGCAGCUUGCCAAGAGUGAUUGACAAGAUGGUGUACAGCUUUAAAGCUAAAGCUUUUACAGUUUCGCUGUAAGAGUGUAGUACAUACAUCCUGACAGCGUGCGAAUGUAUUGUUAAGGUAGAGUUUUACAAACCCCCCCCGUGUGUGUGUUAGUGUUUACAAUCGAUCAGAGGUCAUCUGCUACAGCCGCGUGACGCGCGAUGGAGGAGACUUUUCCGACGACUUUCCGCGACGUGUGUUGCCAUGACGAUGACGCAGUGUGUAUAGAAAAAACGCUCUUUCUCUAUAUUUUAUUUGUCACCACCACACUCUACUGGUCUCUACUCUCUGUGUACACGCAAAACCUUCAUCUGUCUGUCUCGCUCUCCCGCUCUCUUGCACCAACUCGCUAUCGAUCUCUCUUUCCAUCCCGAUCUAUAUCCUUUUUCUUUCAAAUUUUAACCGACCGAAAUGCUGUUGAUGGUCGUCUGUGUAAUGAUGAUGAGGCAAUUAUACUAAAAGAAACACAAACAAAACAGCAAACAGAUUAAGAUUUAAGUAACCAAAAUUAGACUAGAGAACCGUGCGAGAAAGAGCACCACAUUGCAUUGAAAAAAUCGCGUAUGUAAGAAAAGGGUUAUAAUAAAUUAACGCAAUUCUCUUUUAUGCCUCCCUGUUUCCUUCACCACCACCACCAACCACCACACGUCCUCCUUCCGGCUGGGCCUUUCUUCGGGGGCAAACGACGGCGUGUUGGCAGCAAUAUGAACAGUUCACUUUCGAAGAAGCAGUGUUAGUAGCAACACUUACAUUUACUCAGCGUACGAAAGGGGGUGGAGAAAAACAAAAUGCAGUAUAAACAAACAAAAAAAGAUACACUAGUGUGAGGUAACUUAUAGUACACUGAAUUUCGGCAUUGUUCAAGUGGGGGUGGCUGCUGGACGCAGCGAGCAAAGCAAGCAAACAAGACAAGCAUUACUAUUACUGGAAACAAUUGUAGACAAACCGACUUUCAACCAAGCAAAACACGAAUAAAGAAUAAUCAUAGAAAAUA
This is a messenger RNA of Anopheles stephensi (Asian malaria mosquito), 6094 nucleotides long. RefSeq names its product serine/arginine repetitive matrix protein 1 (gene Srrm1). Gene Ontology annotation, cellular component: spliceosomal complex. The record is from RefSeq and is a predicted model, not a curated record. NCBI's taxonomy places the organism in Eukaryota, Metazoa, Arthropoda, Insecta, Diptera, Culicidae. The transcript has 5 exons. Gene Ontology annotation, molecular function: RNA binding. The coding region runs from base 434 to 4519 and encodes 1361 amino acids. Gene Ontology annotation, biological process: mRNA processing; regulation of mRNA splicing, via spliceosome.